Messenger RNA from Phytomonas sp. EM1, 6309 nucleotides. NCBI's taxonomy places the organism in Eukaryota, Euglenozoa, Kinetoplastea, Trypanosomatida, Trypanosomatidae. The record is from the annotation of a GenBank genome assembly.
AUGGUAAGAAGAUUACGACAGCUAAGAGCCUCGGAUGAUUCGGAGCCUGAAGAGAUAAGUGCCCUCUUGGCGAAUAUGAACAAUUUAGCAUCCGAAAUCGCGCGUUCCAUUCUAAAAAAUGGUCGUAAUUAUCUUCCUGAGACUGUCGAAGAUAUUCCCAUCCGCCGACUUGACUUGGACCGGGAUCCAACGUUCAAACAAUUGGAGUUGCAGCGCACUAUCCUUCAUCUAACCGACCCGAAACCCAAUAUGAAGCGAAUUGCCGAACUUGACGAUGCACUUUUGGAACGCGCUGAAGAAAUGGCUCGCGAUCUCAAAUUGAAGGAUUACGAAGGACUGAAUCCCAAUCCGCAUGGCAUCCCGUUGAAGUUGCUUGAUCCGCACCGGGAUCCCAACUUUUCCAAUAUGGUUGAGGAGAAGGAAAAGAUGGGAAAAUUGCGGAAGCAGGAGUUGGUGGCUCCCAUCUUGCGCUCUCUUAACGAGCUCACAGAGCGCCUAGCGACCCGUCUGGUGAGAGGAGAUCGCGCGUAUUUGUCGCCCGAGCCGGGCGACAUUCCUCUUCAUGAGCUUCCGCUUGAUACCGACGACGCGUUUCGGGAGAUGGAGGUGGAGCGGGCGGUGCUGAAGGCGCGCGAUCCGAUAGGGAACGCCCCCAAGAUCGAGGAGCUGGAGAGGCGGCUGAAUGAGCGAGCCUACAAGCUAUCACUCGAGUAUCUAGCCAAGGACCGUGGGUACCUGGAUCCAUGUCCGGAGGGAGUACCACUUGAGAUUCUUCCCUUAGAUACCGAUGUUAGGUUUCACCAAAUGGAGGUAAAGCGGGCAAAGCUAAAGAUGCGGGAUGCGCUAAUUGAUGCUGACAUGAUAAGUGUUCUGGAGAAGAGUCUUAACUAUCGGGCCGCGGAACUCGCAAGAAAGCAAAUGCAGGAUGACUUGGAGGGAUUGGAUAAGGAGCCAGAAGGUUAUCCCAUUGAAUACCUUCAUCCUCAUCAUCACGGAUCGGUUGCGUCUUUGAUGCCGGAUCUGCGCAAUGCGAAACAGCAGAAUGAUACGCGAACGGUUAGCCACAUUCACGAAAAACUUAACAAAUUGUUGAAACAAAUAGCCAAACAACAGAUUAUCGAGGAUCGCGCCUUCCUAGAUCGUACUCCAGAGGGUAUUCCGAUUGAGCUGCUUGACCUUGAUGGCGACUCAGUCUUCCGAGAGGCAGAGAAAAACGCCCGAGCCCUUCAGUCGUUAAAGACGCGCCAAAGUGCAAAGGGAGGCAGGUCAAAGAACAUUGGUAACGAAGGAGUUCUGAAGGAACGAAAGACUCUCAUGAAUAAUCGGGUCCAUGAAAUGGCGAAGGAGUUAAUUGAAAGAAAUCGCAGCUUUUUGAAAGCAACUGUUGAGGGUGUUCCUGUAAGUGAAAUUCCUUUGGAUGAUGAUCCCCAAUUCCGAGAACUUGAGAUCAAGCGCUUACGCUUGUUGCUUUCCGACCGAGAUGCCAAUCGCGAUGUAACGAAUUCAAGGCAGGGGCAACUAAUGGAUUUGGAGGAAAAAUUAAUGAGUCGCGCGUGUGAGCUCGCAAAGGGCGUUAAGCAUAGAAAUCGCAGCUUCCUCCGUCCAACCUCAUUUGGCAUGCCGUGGGAGCUACUGCCCUUGGAUUCUGAUAAAAUAUUCGUCGCCACGGAAAAGGAAUUGAGGCAGCUUUUGAAGAGCUCCAAUUCCUCUAAUUCAGUAAUACCACUUCAGGAUGCUCUUCAGAAGCGUGCCGACCAGUUGGGUGAGGAGAUGGUCGUAGGCCAGCGUGCGAAAUAUCUCGACCUGUUUGAUCUCAAGGUUGAAAUUGAGGAUCUUGACCUCGACAAGGAUGAGGAGUAUACGGCCAUGGAGCUGCGGCACGCGAUUUUAUUAGCUGAGGACCCUUACAAAAACCAGGAGGAGAUUCAUGGCCUAGAACAUAAGCUGAACGAACGGGCCCAUGUUUUAGCCAGAAAGCUUAUCCAUGCGGAUCGGGCAUUUUUGCCAAAGGAUUUCUUUUCUAUCCCAACCGAGGAUCUUCCUUUGGAUGAGUGCGAGGCGUAUAUAAAAUUGGAGCGACAGUACCGCGCACAUCGACGGGCGAAGAAGACCGAUCUGCUUCCUUCAGAUGAGGAGCGAAUGAAGGCCUGUGUGCGGGAGUUGGCUGCCCAGGUUCUUGAGCAAGACCUGAGUUGCUUGAAGGAUUCCUACCGUGGGAUCCCCAAGAAAGAACUUCAUUUGCCCGAAGACCCGGAGUUUCGUUCUCUAGCGUGUCGCCGUCGCAAGUUCCUAUGGGGAAAAGUCAAUAUGAACACGUCUGAGGUGGCAUCUAUCGAGAAGAUGAUGGAUAAAUGCGCGUCGGAUAUCGCAGACGACAUCAUCGUGAAAGAGCUUGCCUUUUUGGACCGCGAGCCGGAGGGUAUGAUGCUCGACGAUGUGCCCCUCGAUAACGAUCCCGUUUUCUUGCGCCUAGAGGCAGAGUACCGCCGCCGCUCAACUGAUUCACGUUUGACAUCUCAAAACAGGGAAGCGCUGAGGGAGCUUCAGAUCGAGAUGAAUCAACGUUCUCACGCUUUGGCGGCCGCCGAGUUCGCGAAGCGGCGUGUAUUCAUGAAUCAAGAACCGGAAGGCAUUCCUUUGUCAGAACUUUGCCUGGACGGGGACCCUGAGUUCAAGAGUGCCGAGAUCUUAAACUACCGAAACCAACGUCUGGAGUCUCCGAGGGAUAAUGUUGAUGCGGAGACACGGAAGCGCAUGAAUGAGCGAGCCCACGAACUCGCUCUUGCACUGAUAUCCGCGGACCGCGCCUUUUUGGAUCCAGAGCCGGAAGGCAUCCCACUCAAAGAGUUACCACUCGAGGAGGAUCACGUGUUCCGAGAGCUCGCCAUCGAACGACGACGCCUUAUGAAAUCCCAGCGCCAGGGGAACCCUAACGCGAACUAUAAAAAUAUCGAGCAAAAGAUGAACCUGCGGGUCCACGAGCUGGCACAUCGCUUUCUCGCGUCAGAGCGCGAAUUCCUCGAUCCAAAGCCGGAGGGCGUACCGUUAGCGGAUCUCCCGCUGAACUCGAGCGCCCCAUUCUGCCUUCUCGAAAAGGAGCGCCGGAUGAUGAAGUGGCAACCUAACUGUGAUCCAACGCGGCUCGCCGCCAUCGAGGCGGAUCUGAAUGAGAUGGCUCGCAAGAUUGCACUUUCCCUGCUGUCGAAGGAGCGUAUGUUUCUGAACCCGGAGCCGAUGGGGGUCCAGCUUGAGGAGCUCCCUCUAAACAACGAUGAGAUCCUAAACCCGAUGGAACACGAACGACGAAUUCUCCUCAGGGAUCCUAAGUCCAACAAGGCCGCCCUCAACGAGCUGGAGGACGCAAUCACAGAGCGGGUUAAUUCGAUCGCGGAUCUUUAUCUUCAAACUGAACGAGAGUUCCUGGACCCGGAGCCUGAAGGGGUGCCGCUGAAGUACCUCCCAUUAACUACAGACCAACAGUUUCACAAUAUGGAAUUGCAAUACCGCAAGCUGCGCCGCGCUCAUGACCCUGAAAAGUUGGAGGCUGCUGAAAAAUUGAAAAAGAAGAUGAAGACUCGAACGCACGAAUUGGCUAAAGAUUUGGUGAAUAAGGGGCGAUCUUUCUUAGAUCCCGAGCCGCUUGGUGUGCCCAUCGCCGAUCUUCCUCUGAAUUACGACGAGAACUUUCGCAAACUAGAAGAACAGCGGCGUGCCUUAAAGGAAAGUGAUCCAACCAAUGCGAAUGCUAUCAAGAAUGUCGAGGCUCUUCUUAAAAAGCGUACCUACAAGUUAGCCGCUAAGCUACAUAGGCAGGAGCGCUCCACGAUGAACCCGGCGCCGCUUGGCAUCCCGCUUGAAGAUCUUCCGCUCGAUGAAGAUCGUCAGAUUCUUGAGCUUGAGCGCACACGUCGCCACCUGCUCAAGAACCUGGAUCCUAGAGGUAGUUCAGUUGCCGUUAAUGAUGUUGAGGAGGCUUUAAAUCAUCGUGCGAUGGAACUCGCAUCAAAGGCAUUGAAUGAGAGUCGUGAACGCCUUGACCAGACACCCUACGGCGUCCCCAUAGAGGACCUGGAUCUCAGCACGGAUCCAAAGUUUCACAGCCUGGAGCUGGAGCUAUACAACGCUAAAAAGCGUGAUGAAAGCCCGGCGGAUAUUACCGCACUAUAUGGAAAAAUGUCAGACCGGAUCUAUGAGAUGGCGAAUGACUUUGUUACAAAAGAACGCUACUACCUGGAUCCAGAACCUUCGGGCAUUCCACUCUCGGAGCUGCCGCUGAACACGGACCCUCUCUUUCUUAAGAUGGAGCAGGAGCUUCGUUGGUUGGUGCGGAAUAAAGAUAAUACAGGUCGUGCGGAUGCCUUAAGGCAGCGCAUCCAGAAGCGAGUCCACGAGCUUGCGCUGGAGAUCUAUGGUUGGCAGGAUGUUGAGUUUCACGAGGCCAACAAGCACGUCGCCCCGAAGUGGCCUCGAAUUGGGGAGUUAUUCCCAGGGGCUCGUCAGGCGUACUUGAUUCCCAGGACGUUUAGCCCCUCAGACGUGUCGUCUUCACCUCAAGGCUCCGGCUAUAUUGCACCCUUUAUUGCGGCACUCGCGCGCUACCCAACGUUGUUGUUGCGUCUCUUCGAAAUCCAAACACAGCCUAAUAAUUCGGUCUAUACUUUCACCUUUUUUGACUACGACAGCAAUCCUGUUUAUAUAAGUGUUGAUGAUCGUAUACCGUGUAACGAAGAUAAUGUGCCUUUGUUCGUGCAGUCACCAAAAGAUUUGAUGUAUCCGCUCCUUCUGGAGAAAGCCUAUGCUAAGUUUGUCGGUGGCUACGAAGCCUUGAAAAGUUGCUCAGCACAGGAAACCAUACGGGACCUUACUGGGCGCCCUGUGGUGCUUACCCCACUAGAACCUCAGUUAGCUAGUGUGAUCAAUAUUGGUGAUUACGAGUCGGUCGAUUUUUGGCAUAUCGUUAUGGAGGACUUAGCCAGUGGAAAUAUCAUCUUGUGCUUGUCGAAAGCCGAGAUUGGUGAACUCGAUGGCAUUCACCCGAUGUGCUACUACCCACUAGUAGAUGUAAUUAAAACGAUAAAGACGAGCGAUAACCCUGCUGACAUCAUAGUGAAGAUCUGCAACAUCUACCACACCUAUGGCAUGCAGUACAACGGUCCACUUAACGCAUCGGACAUAAACUGGAACCAAAGUCUACGGCGCAUCUGUAAGUAUGAUCCCCAGAACGACACCAAUGUUAUAUGCAUGCCAUUGCCAGUAUUUCUUCGAAACUUCACCAGUCUGUGCAACUGCUACAUUAACUGUGGGACACGAAUGACCAUAGAGGGUGCGUGGGACCGGCACACCGCUGGGGGUAAUCCAUCCGUAUCCUCCUUCCGUAACAACCCGAUUUUCAUUCUGGAAAAGAAGGCUACGCAGCCGGCAAUGGUGUUGGUUGAACUGCGUCGGCGUGAACCCUCAUGGAUCGACCUUGAGGGCACCAAACACUAUUCAGAGGCCAGCGUUGCACUUUUGCAACCUGUGAACCCCAACGCGCCCCCAACUCCGCUCAUCACCAACAGCACCCACUCAUUUGUGCAGAGGGGCAUGAUGAUGGAUACGCGGGAUGUGUGCAUGUUAAUGGAGCUUCCUCAAACCUCCAUCUCUUACCUUAUUCCCUAUACCAUGAAUGCAGGCCAAAUGAGUAGUUUCAGUCUCUCCGUGUACUCGGACCGCACAAAGGUGAGCCUUCAGCCGCUAAAAUUCCCCGGCCUCUCUCGCACGCCCACGUCCAUUCAGGUGGUUCUUUCUCCCGGUGGGGAUGCUCUUCGGAUUGAUUUCACCGUGAGCGCACCAGGGGAAGUGCACGUUCUCCUGCGCCAAGAGAAGAUCACAGAGGUGAUAUCCGUGAAUAAUAGCGACAUUGUUGGUGAAGACUGUGUCUCGAUGACGGCAUUCACGGAGGGUGGGUUCAAGAUUGCCAGUUCCGGAGAGCCAACUAACGCCAGGGAGCACUCCAUGGUGCUCAAGAUUCCGGAAGCUGGUCGAUAUGCGGUGCUGUUGAACUCACCCAACGCGCCUACAACGGGCAGUUGCCCCUGUUUGCUUUCCCUUUUCACGUUCAAGUGGAUCACAAUCAAGUUUGUGCCGACUGGCGUCGACGUGAGGCCUCUGAAACUUGGCCGACAUUCCGUUCUUCCUAAACUCUCGUCCAGCGGCACUUACCCUGCACCUCAGUCCCUAAGAGCGGCUCCGGGGAAUGACAGUCAGACGUGUCCACUACCCUCAAUCGAACGGCAACGAACUUAUUCAGUGCAUCGCUUUCGGCAAUAG